UCCUUCUAAGUUAUCCCCCCAGUACACAACAGUACACAACCUCCAGAGGCAGCAAACUGAGCGCGAAGUCAGAAGUGGCCACAUUCAACACGGUCGAAGCUCGGGUGCAAUCCCGGCCUGAGAGUGCACGUAGAACCACACGGAGAAUCUCAUCUUAGAGGACAACGCUGACCUACAUAUAUCACUGGUCCCGAAGGUGUACACACGCCUGUCGUGGGUACCACGAGUAGCGAUGGUCAAUAUCCGGUCGCAUGCUUGGUUGGCCUCACUGUGUCAGCUUGUACUCGUCUCGGCUUCCGUGAUGAAUGGUCAACGCACAUUCCACACCACGGCCAGUUGCGAGGACCCUGGCUUCGACAGCCACCAACGCGGUUGGGGCAUAUCUGUCUCCGAGGAAUGGGACGUACGCGUUCUACAUUGGCUCUGACCAUUUGUUCCGCUCACGAGAGAAAUCGGACGUGCAGGUUCUGGGACCGUUCCCGAGUCACGCAAGGGAACAGCAUUUUCUGUCUCCUUCCUAUCCACUGAACUUAUCGGAACCUAUAGACUUCAAGGGCAAAUGGCCUUCAUCAUGUGCGGACGGCGGAGAAGUAGAAUGGACAACCGCUCACUCCAAGACUGACGGUACGUUGGAUGUCUCCUUCCCGCACAUUCGCUGGGCCGCGCUUCGAGCAACAGAGGGGUGGGCAGGUCUACAGCACCAUUCGGUUCUGCACACCACGAUCACGGUGACCCCACCCCCAAACCUCUCGAGCGACACUUCAGAACGACCAGGUGAACCACCCCGGCUACUAGUGAACGUGGCCCAGGGCUCCUUCUUCACGGCAGUACCGCAAUGGUACAUGGGGAACAUCUACGCCAUGGAGCGUGUUCUUCCCCAGACGGUUUCACUUCCCUCCACGCCGUCGUUUACCGGACCAACGACGUACGACCUAUUCGUCAGCGGCGACUACGAGAUCAGGCUGUUCGGCGAUCCGCGCUUCAACGGCGACAAGAGCGGCAUACCUACUCUCUCCAUCAAGCUGUCCGUGGACCUCGAGCCAGUGCCCACGGAGAGCACGGUGGAAAUCAUUCCAGAUCAUAGCGUGACCUGCGACUUCGUCGACGGAUGGGCAUUUGGAGACGCGUUGGGCGUCGGCGUGCGGAGCGUAUCUGGCUGGUGGAACAUCGACGGUGUGUCGCUCGCGACAGCGGAGCUGACGGACCGACUCAACCUCACGCUGCUUCAGAACACCGCGCUCGCCCCCACCCAGACACGCAUCGUACCCCUCAAGAUUGUCCAGCUUCUUCCCUUCGGUGGACACGAGAUACCUGUCGCCCUGCAUCUGACAUCUCGGAACAACGCCACGACGACCUUGCAUACCAGCAUCCCCGUCCGCCAGCACCCGCACUGGUCACCGUCCGAGGUCCCCGCAGCUGGGAUACAGGCUACGUAUCUCUACGGCAGCUCGUCCCCGACGGCAUUUCUGGUGAUGCCGCCGGAGGAGCCCAACGAGGAUGGCGCGGGCGUGGACAUACUGUCGAUGCCGUUCUGGAUCCAGGCCAUCCCGCGGCAAAAACAUAGUUGGGUCGUCACACCAACAGGGCGGACCGCAUGGGGUCUGGAUUGGCAUGGUCCUAGCGCGAUGGACGCCUGGGGCAGUGUUGAUGCUCUAGGGGCAAUUCUGAAGAGUAGGGAUGCAUGGCGCGGCUACGAACUCGCCGACGACACGCGGGUGCUGCUCCUCGGCCACUCGAAUGGCGGCCAAGGGGCAUGGUGGAACGCGGCGAGGUACCCGGAUCGAGUCGCUGCCGUCAUCCCGGCGGCGGCGUACCUCAAGUCGCAGGUAUAUGUACCCCUCAUCCAGUCUCAUCUUCGCGCAUUACGUCGACCCUUCCUGCGGGCGAUCCUUGAGACCGCGCUGACACCCGAUGAUAACGACCUUUUCCUGUCUAACCUCGCGCACACACGAAUUCUUGCGAUCCACGGCGGCGACGACGAGAACGUGCCGACGUGGCACAGUCGUGCGUACGUCAGCACCCUCAAGACGUGGAACGCCGACGCGCCCGUGAAGCUACGCGAAGAUCCCGGUGAACUUCAUGGUACACGGGGCGAGACGGGCUUGGCUACAUCUGUCGGCUUCGGGCCGAGCCCAGAUAGCUUCACCUUGACUGUCUCCAUACCUGCUGAGAGCGGCUCGCUUCACGGAUGGCGGAUCCACCAACUGCUAGUGCCUGGCCGCAUCGGAAGGCUUACGGUCGUACUGAGCGGGACGUCAAUUGAAGUCCGCACGAACAACGUCGCAGUGUUCUCAAUUCAGCACAUCCCUCGAUAUGCUGCGGACGUUCUGGUCAUAGACGGCUUCACAUUCCCGAUGGAUGCUCUUCGAGACAACAGUCACAACGCAGUGCAUUUCUCACGUGAGGUGGUACAUGGAAAACUAGCCAGAAUCCUCACCUCCCCUGUACCGAUCGUCAUCAUCUAUGAAAGUAGCUCUCAAAGCUCCCUCUCGGCAACGCUACGCCUAGCCUCUGCUCUCGACGGUUACCACAAGCUUGAUGCGGAGAUCAUUGACGACGCGGAGGCCGUCCGGAGGCUACACAUCGAAUCGCUGGGCACUGCCAACAUAGUCGUCGUCACGAAUGGAAAGGGGGAAUUCGCGCAGUCUCUGCUCUCGCAAGAGCGCACAGCAUUCACCCUCAAUAACAGGACAUUACUUCUGAGAGGAAGCCUCUGGGAACGAAGCCUCCGGCUCUUUCCCAUACGUACAGGCGUGCCAAUCCCCGAUUGGGUUGUAAUCACAGAACACGCGGACAACAUGGGAGCGGGAGGGAUAGAAGGAGCGGGCGUAUGGGGAAACACCUGGAGCUGGAAUGAAGGAAUCUCCGCCGUUUGA
This is a messenger RNA of Fomitopsis serialis, 2876 nucleotides long. RefSeq lists its product as uncharacterized. The transcript has 17 exons. Gene Ontology annotation, biological process: proteolysis. The coding region runs from base 306 to 2876 and encodes 856 amino acids. The record is from RefSeq and is a predicted model, not a curated record. Lineage: Eukaryota; Fungi; Basidiomycota; Agaricomycetes; Polyporales; Fomitopsidaceae. Gene Ontology annotation, molecular function: serine-type peptidase activity.